Phytophthora infestans T30-4 is the source of this 360-nucleotide messenger RNA. RefSeq names its product secreted RxLR effector peptide protein, putative. The record is from RefSeq and is a predicted model, not a curated record. Bases 1 to 360 code for a protein of 119 amino acids. NCBI's taxonomy places the organism in Eukaryota, Oomycota, Peronosporomycetes, Peronosporales, Peronosporaceae. The transcript has a single exon.
AUGCGUCUACCGGUACAUGUACGUUUCAUGGCGGUGGCAGUUGCAGUGGUAUAUUUCACGCAAUGCGCUGCCACUGAUCAAGCUCACCAAGCUCCCAAUCGUCUGCUACGGAACUACGACGGUGCUGACACUGAAGAAAGAGCCCCAGGCGUCGUCGGUAAAUGGCACUGGGGGCCCUUUUCCAGUGCAACGUGGGAGAGAAUGUUGACAAACGAGGAGUAUCAACGUAAGAUGUUCGUGAAGUGGAACAAAUAUAAAGUGGACAAGAUCAGGGAAGAGAUUGGAGAGGAUGUUAUACGGGGGAACAGUAAGCUUGCUGAGAUGAUUGUGAAACAUGUCCAGACGCGUAACUACGACUAG